AUGUCGAACGGAUUUUGGAUGGAUGAUGGUCAACAGCAACAAGGAGGAUGGAAUACGCAGACAAAUCAACAAGACAUGGGAUGGGGACAAUUCGACUACUCACAACCACAACAAGCACAACAACAAGCUGGAAAUGACUAUUAUCAACAGCAAAGUCAGCAAUAUCAGCAGCCACAAAAUAAUUAUUAUGGCGGACAAAUGUUUUUGCCAAAUACCGGAACUGGAGCACUACCAAACGCUGCUCCAGACGGUGAAGACUAUGAGAACGAGCCACCACUUCUUGAAGAACUCGGAAUCAAUUUCUCUCAUAUCAAAGAGAAAACCAUCGCUGUGUUGAACCCAACUGGUUCGGCGACGGUCGAAGUGAUCGCUGAUCAAGAUCUCGCGGGUCCUUUAGUUUUCUGUCUGAUUUUCGGCGCCGCUCUUCUUCUCCAUGGAAAACUUUCAUUCGGAUUCAUUUACGGAGUCGGGGGACUCGGAUGCGUUGGAAUUUACGCGCUGAUGAAUUUGAUGGCGACUGAUGAGAAGAAUAUCUCGUUUACUUGCACUGCAUCGGUUCUCGGUUAUUGUCUGUUACCUAUGGCUCUUUUAAGUAUAGUUACAGCUGUUUUGUCGUUUAAAGGAAUCGUUGGCUACUUCAUCUCCGCCCUUGCAGUCCUCUGGUGUUCCUCGGCGUCUUCUAAACUAUUUGUGAUCGCCCUUUCAAUGGAUCAUCAACGACUUUUAGUUGCCUAUCCAUGUGUUCUUUUGUACUCUGUAUUCGCUCUUCUUGCCAUUUUCUAA
Caenorhabditis remanei is the source of this 783-nucleotide messenger RNA. RefSeq lists its product as uncharacterized. The record is from RefSeq and is a predicted model, not a curated record. The transcript has 5 exons. Bases 1 to 783 code for a protein of 260 amino acids. NCBI's taxonomy places the organism in Eukaryota, Metazoa, Nematoda, Chromadorea, Rhabditida, Rhabditidae. Gene Ontology annotation, biological process: vesicle fusion with Golgi apparatus; endoplasmic reticulum to Golgi vesicle-mediated transport. Gene Ontology annotation, cellular component: trans-Golgi network; membrane.